Messenger RNA from Dipodomys spectabilis (banner-tailed kangaroo rat), 1074 nucleotides. Its product is annotated as olfactory receptor 2T1. Gene Ontology annotation, molecular function: olfactory receptor activity; G protein-coupled receptor activity. Bases 118 to 1074 code for a protein of 318 amino acids. The transcript has a single exon. The record is from RefSeq and is a predicted model, not a curated record. Lineage: Eukaryota; Metazoa; Chordata; Mammalia; Rodentia; Heteromyidae. Gene Ontology annotation, cellular component: membrane. Gene Ontology annotation, biological process: G protein-coupled receptor signaling pathway.
UAUCUUUUAGCAGUCCGAUGUUUAAGAGUCAAUACACAUAUUGUUAGGUAAAUUCCCUCAGAAUAUCAUCAUUUUGUUUGGAGGAUUCUGAGUUGUGUCAGCACCAUCAUAAGAUCAAUGGAAAGGCAAAACAUCUCCUCCACAGACUUCACUUUCAUGGGGCUGUUCAACAGGGAAGAAACCUCAAGCCUUCUCUUUGUCAUAAUCUCUGUCAUCUUCUUCACUGCCCUGGUGGCCAAUGGGAUCAUGAUUUUCCUGAUCAACACAGAUCCACGCCUACACACCCCCAUGUACUUCCUCCUCAGCCAUCUGUCCUUUAUCGACAUGAUAUAUAUCUCCACCAUUGUACCAAAGAUGCUGAUCGACUAUCUCCUGGGUCAAAGGACCAUUUCCUUUGUGGGAUGCACAGCCCAACAUUUCCUCUACCUUACCCUGGUAGGAGCUGAAUUCUUCUUGCUGGGUCUCAUGGCCUAUGACCGCUAUGUGGCCAUCUGCAACCCACUGAGAUACCCUGUCCUCAUGAGUCGCAGAAUCUGCUGGAUGAUAAUAGCAGGGUCCUGGUUUGGAGGCUCUUUGGAUGGCUUUCUUCUUACCCCCAUCACUAUGAGCUUUCCUUUCUGUGGUUCUCGAGAGAUUAACCAUUUUUUCUGUGAAGCCCCGGCUGUGCUGAAGUUGGCUUGUGCAGACACAGCCCUUUAUGAGACAGUGAUGUAUGUGUGCUGUGUUCUCAUGCUACUAAUUCCUUUCUCGGUGGUGAUUGCUUCCUAUGCCCGGAUCCUGACCACUGUCUACAACAUGAGCUCUGUAGAGGGGAGGAAGAAAGCAUUUGCCACUUGUUCAUCUCACAUGACUGUGGUGACCUUGUUCUAUGGGGCCGCCAUGUACACCUACAUGGUGCCACACACUUACCACGCACCAACGCAGGAUAAAGUCUUCUCUGUGUUUUACACCAUCCUCACACCCAUGCUGAACCCUCUCAUCUACAGCCUGAGAAACAAGGAUGUGACUGGAGCACUCAGGAGAACACUGGGAAGGUUCAAGAAUUCCCACCGAGUAUCAGAAGGGGCCUUUUAA